Messenger RNA from Cuscuta epithymum, 917 nucleotides. The record is from the annotation of a GenBank genome assembly. NCBI's taxonomy places the organism in Eukaryota, Viridiplantae, Streptophyta, Magnoliopsida, Solanales, Convolvulaceae.
UCGAGGAGGCUAAAAACCCUAGCCCGAUUGCACAAGCGAUUUAAAGGCGCGCAAGGAUUUAGCGUUUGAACUUGUGUUUCCAGCCGCGCGGCAAUCUCCCAAUUGCCUACCACUUCCGUCGACCGCCAUAUAUGGUAUCUCUCUGUGCUUAGUAUCAAUUUAUUUUCAUGCGCGACUACGAACAUCUCAUUCCACGUUCGUGUGAAAUGAACAGGCAUCGGAGAAGAAAUUGAGCAACCCAAUGAGGGAAAUCAAGGUCCAGAAGCUCGUCCUGAACAUCUCCGUCGGAGAGAGCGGUGACCGUCUCACCAGAGCUGCGAAGGUGCUGGAGCAACUCAGCGGCCAGACCCCAGUUUUCUCAAAGGCUAGGUAUACUGUGAGGUCCUUUGGUAUAAGACGUAAUGAAAAGAUUGCGUGCCAUGUCACAGUCAGGGGUGACAAGGCAAUGCAACUCCUCGAGAGUGGGUUGAAGGUGAAGGAAUAUGAGCUGCUACGGAAGAACUUCAGCAAUACAGGGUGCUUUGGAUUUGGCAUUCAGGAGCACAUUGAUCUUGGAAUCAAGUAUGACCCUUCAACUGGUAUUUAUGGUAUGGAUUUCUUUGUUGUUUUGGAACGGCCCGGCUUCCGUGUAGCACGUCGACGUAGGUGCAAGGCCCGUGUGGGAAUCCAACAUCGGGUCACUAAAGAUGAUGCAAUGAAGUGGUUCCAGGUCAAAUAUGAAGGUGUUAUACUCAACAAGUCCUCCAAUGUUCAAUCUUAGUUGUUUGAUUUGGCCUUUUGAUUUAAAUAUUUGUUUGAACUUGUAAUGCCUCGACUUAAAUAGUUUUGAUUAAGGAUAUGUUGCUUCUCUUAUUGUUUAUUUUCACCUCUAAUGGUUUUAUAUUGAUAACUUUUUAAAGUUUACUUUUUUCGUUGAA